Messenger RNA from Bactrocera tryoni, 1309 nucleotides. RefSeq names its product cytoplasmic tRNA 2-thiolation protein 2 (gene Ctu2). Gene Ontology annotation, cellular component: cytosol. The record is from RefSeq and is a predicted model, not a curated record. Gene Ontology annotation, biological process: tRNA wobble position uridine thiolation. Gene Ontology annotation, molecular function: tRNA binding; sulfurtransferase activity. Lineage: Eukaryota; Metazoa; Arthropoda; Insecta; Diptera; Tephritidae.
AUGUUACAAACGGCGCAAUCGGGAUCAAAUUUUAAGAGACUGCAUUGCUACCUCAAAGUUCUAUUUAUUGAUGAUUACGAAGCCUACAAAGGCACUUGUGAAAUAAAUGAUUAUAAAUUGUAUAUACAGCAAGUAAAAGAUCUUUUAUUAAGCUACGAUAAUAUAAAAUGUUAUGUUACUAAUUUAAGAUCUGGCAUACAUCAAAAGCCAUUUGAUAUUAAAGAUAUGGACCUAUAUUUGAACAGAGAAAUUAAAAAAGAAAAAGUAUUUUCCAACGACAUCAAUAACAUUCAAACGUCAACAAGUCGUAACGAAUUUAUAAAACUUUAUCGAAAAGAACUUAAUAGCUUCUAUGGCUACGAUCUUAAGUUGCAAAUACGCUUUUAUACCUACAAUAAGUACAUAAGUAUAGCUACCGAUCUGCUCUCAGCCAUUGCACUUGGACAGGGAAAUAACGUCGCAUAUGAUGUUGCCUUCAAAGAUGAUCGUUUGGUUAAUGGGAUCAAAAUCAUGCGUCCAAUUAAAGAUCUAAGUGAAACAGAGGUCUUGCUCUAUAUACGUGCACAGAAAAUAAAAUGGUGGGAUAGACGAGAUCAUGUCAUAAAUGCUUCAAGCAGUAUACAACGAAUAACUGGGUCAUUUAUACGUAAUCUACAAAAAAACUACAGCUCCACCGUUUCAACUAUAAUUUGUACAGGAAAUAAAAUCACCUCAAAUAAUGACCGUUAUGAAGAAUUUAAGGAAAAAUGCUGUUUGUGUAAUUCUUCAAUAGUUAACUCGGAAACUCUUUCAGCUGUUAGGUAUUCUCGAUAUGUGUCUGAAAGAACGUCAAGUGAUUUUGAUUUAGACACAAACUUCAAAAAAUUCUUGAACUUAACCCAAAACCAAGAUCAAAAAGUAUGCCACAGUUGUCAAAAUAUAGGACGGGAUAGCGAUAUUAAUUUAAUAAAGCAUUAUUUAUAAAAUAAUGAUUUAAAUUCAUUCAAUAUAAAACUUUUAAAAUUUGUUAAUUAUAGGUGUUAUUAAUUUGUAUGAUGUAUUCACAGCCAAAAUUACGAUAGAGGAACACCUAUACACACAUUUACUCUCCUCAGACUUGAAGUUUUCGUGUUAUUUAUAUUUAAAGUUAAACAUUUUUAUAAAGUAAUUUAAGCUAUUUCACUAUGUUUUUGCACACAUGCACACAUUUCCAAUUAUUAUUUUUAAUAACAUUGUAGAUACUGAAAUAAAUCUAAAAUUUCCAUUUGUUGUGUAUUUUAAUAAAAAUAAAUAUCCUUAAACUAUUUUGCGCACCUACAGAUACAAGAAA